AUGAAUUGUCAAGAUGAGUGGGAGACCAUAGACGUUUUAAUUUGUGGUUGCGGCCCCACGGGAGCCAUGCUGUCGGCGUAUCUGGGGAGACUGGGUGUUCCUAACAUCGCGCUUGAGAAAGAAUCGACUAUCACCACUGAUCCUCGUGGGGUCGUUGUCGACGACGAUGGAAUUCGACUGAUGCAAGGUCUUGGACUGUAUGAACACCUCUUCACGGAGAUUGGAUCCAAUAUGUCCAAGAUUCAAUUUGUCAGCGGCACGCACCACAACCUCCAAGCCAAGCCAUUCCUUCAAUUCGACACAGCUUCCGUGAGUGCAACUCUAUCCCUAUAUCAACUAGAAACCACUGACAUCUCUCAGAGCGAAGGAAAUACUGGCCAUGUCGGCGUGCUUGCUCACAAGCAGCCAGUUCUGGAGAAGUAUCUUCGAGUAGCCGUGGAGCAAACCAAGAUCUCUCAGCUGAGGGGUAGCUGCACGUUGACUUCCAUCACCGAGGAUGUGGACUGGGUAUACGCAACAUACACUGAUGAAUCAGGCGCAUAUAAAAAGAUCCGAUCAAAAUUCCUGGCUGCGGCAGAUGGCAAGACGGGUUUUACUCGCAAGAUGUACCUGGAGCCCAAGGGGGUUAAGUUAGAAUGGGCCGAGCAAUAUGAAGAGACCUGGGUAGCACUCAACUGGCAUAUGCACCUCCCGACAAAAGAAACACACCCUUCUUUUCCACUGUGGGAUCUUGGAUAUACACCCGAAGAGGUAUACGACCUGUUCUUCCCGGCUGAUUUCCGCUUCCUCUGUAAUCCCAGCCGUUCGGCGGUAUGUGGCCGAUUUGGGCGCCCGGAAGACCGGCUCUGGCGCUUUGAGUUUGUCAUUGCUCCUGGCGAGAAUGGUAUAGAAAUGGCUGGGUGGGAAAAGGUCCGAGAAUGUGUUUAUCCUUACCUGACACAUUGUGGUAGCCGGUAUGGACUUUCCCAGGACGUUGAGUAUCCAGAGGAUUGUAUUGAGGUUUUGCGAUCAAGACCCUUCAAGUUUUCCGCCAGAAGCUGUAACAAAUGGGCUCUCGGACGGGUUAUUAUCUGUGGCGAUGCAGCCCACGUAUUUCCGCCAUUCGGAGGACAAGGCAUCACAUCUGGAUUUCGAGACGCCAUUUCUCUCGUCUGGCGCCUUGCUAUAGCAUGCUCAUCCUCCGAGGUUGACCAUGAGCAGUUGCUUUCCGGCGGGAUCUGGAACGCAAACAACAACUUGAUAAAUCGCUCGCCUCUACUGUCCGAAAUGGAGAUAUGUCUCGUGCACAUCUUGAUUCGCAACUGGGGCCUGUGGUUCCUGCAACUCAUUCCCAGCUGGAAGCAUUGGCUUGAGAAAGGCCCGCGAGGUAGUGGUCCUACUCGGUACAUUCACUCGGAGGGGAUGCCAUUCAUGCCAGAGCUCGACGGUGGACUGUGUUUUCCGCAGACAUACUGCAUCUCAUUACGACCACAUGGAAACGUACGGUUUACGGACGAUGUGAUUUUUUCGAGCCGGAAAAUGUUCCAACUUGUCGUCUUACUGGAUCGUCUUCAUGAGAUGGACGCCGCCCUGGAAGACAUUGAAGAGAUCAAUGACACGGGCCUGCUGUCUACGGAUGAUGCUACUUUCUUCGUGCCUCGUACAACAUACAUCACUUUGCCCGUCGACAAGUCAUCGGAUACAUUGCGGUACCGGGUAUAUCGCACCGCCACGGGCGAGGAGUUCGCUCAGUCCGCACUAUGUGCUGGUCGUCCGAUACCCCGGGGUUAUGAUGAGACGCUCAUGUGGAAGAGUGUGGAUGGGAAGCGAUAUGUCAUUGUGAGAAUGGACCGGUUCGUAUUUGCAGCGUGCGAUUCUAAACUCGACUUGGCCAAGGCUACUAAGAGACUGGCUGGACUAUUUGGGAACAAUCAGUCCACUCUGUCUUAA
Penicillium samsonianum is the source of this 1929-nucleotide messenger RNA. Its product is annotated as monooxygenase. The coding region runs from base 1 to 1929 and encodes 642 amino acids. Gene Ontology annotation, molecular function: FAD binding. Lineage: Eukaryota; Fungi; Ascomycota; Eurotiomycetes; Eurotiales; Aspergillaceae. The record is from RefSeq and is a predicted model, not a curated record. The transcript has 6 exons.